Molecule: messenger RNA, 2161 nt
Organism: Amphimedon queenslandica
Lineage: Eukaryota; Metazoa; Porifera; Demospongiae; Haplosclerida; Niphatidae
Exons: 4
Source: RefSeq, a predicted model, not a curated record
AGUGUAUUUUACUCCUAACCGAGCUCUAUCAGGCCUAGCUCUAGUGGGUCUUCCUGGGACUAAAGGUUACAUUAAUAUCGUAUCAGACUCUCAGAUUGAAGGGAAUGAGAUAAUACUGCAGGUACCUUUCAUCCUCUCCCAGUGCCCCCUCGGCUACACUGACCCACCUGGAGCUGCUAGUAUCAGUGAGGUACUGGAUCUUAUAAAUGAAGAGUAUCUGACGAUACAGCGAAUACCUUCCUCGCAGCCGCUGGCCUGUCAGUGCUACUCUCCUCUCUCCUUUGGUUCAGCUGCUCAGUUCUACCACCGCUCCUGUAUUCUUGAUUACACCGUUAAAUUAUCUAGCGCUUUGUGGGCGGGGCUCAUACCAAUUAACACCUCAGAGGUUAACGAGUUGGCAACGGUUUCUUGUCCUUCACCUAGUCCAGACUCUUUACUGAUAGAGGAUUCUUUGACGUCACUAAUAAAUUCGGAGAGAGAGAAACAAUUAUUAAUCCUCGGACAGUCGGAAGACCCAAAUGCAAACCCAGUUGAUGUCAUACCAUACAAUGGAGUGAUAAGAGCUGGAGGGGGAGCCCCUGUACUCUGCUACUCUAAUCACACUAUCCAGGAGUUGGUUGACUUUAAAUCCGAUGGGGUUUUCAGCGUAGAUUAUUGUAGUUUGGGUUUUUGUAGAGGGAACUCAGAAUCGGACUGGUAUUUAUCCGAUGUUGAUUAUCCUUGUGUUGAGACUAGGGAAGGUGUCCUUUGUGGUCAUUGUAAAUCAGGUUUAUCCCAAACUGUUACCACUACGGUGUGUAGGGAUUGCUCCAGUCCCAGGUGGUAUAUACCAUUAUUAACAACACUCAUUGGUGGCUUCCUACUGGUGGCUCUAGUGACUGCUUUUAAUAUUGGGGUCUCACCUAUUUUUGAUGUCCUCUUGUUCUUUGUACAGAGUGUUUAUGUUGCUGUCAGUAAUCAAACUGGCUAUGAGAGCUUCCUCUCUAUUUCAGUCUUCAAUCUUGACUUUACACUCGACCAAUGCAUCACUUCUAAUCUAGGAGCCCUCACCAGACUCCUCUUACAAUAUGCAACACCAAUCUACAUCCUCCUUUUCCUACUGACCAUAAUCUCACUGACAAAGAUCAAAAGAGUUGCUAAAUAUCUUGGUCAGCACUCCAUCCUCCAUGCACUCUGGCUCCUGAUACUAAUAUCAUACUUGAACAUAGCCAAGACUACUUUUGAGAUAGUCCAUUGUCAGAAUAUUGGUCCUCUGGAUGACAGGAGAUAUGUAUUAGUAUAUGAUGCUUCAAUACAGUGCUGGUCAGGUGGGCAUCUUGCUUGGGCUCUGAUAGCUGUUCUCCUAGCUGCUUUCUUUAUACUGCCUUUUCCAUUUUAUGUCUGGCUGGCCACUCAAUCUCAUAAAUUGAAGCCAGUCUCUGAUGUAUAUACAAGCAUAUACAAAGAUACUCAUCGUAACUGGGUGGUCUGGAACCUCCUUUAUAGGCUACUUAUUGUCCUAGUUGGAGUUUUUGUAGUCAAUUUCUUCUACAGACAUUUCUCUCUGCUGUUGUCAUUUGUCGUAGUCCUGGGUAUAUUCGUAUUAUUCAGACCUUAUCAUUCUCCUAUUGAUAACCUUUAUGGAGGCUUUGUUGCUAUCUGUCUAGUUAUAUUCUCUAUUGUCACCGAUCCAUUUUCAUCUGAGUAUCUUGAUCCACACAGAAUAGUCAGUUGGUUGAUAAUGUCAAUAGUAUUGAUUAGUGGUGGUUGUCUACUGAUACUAGAAGGAGUUUUAAAAUAUUUGCGAUACAAAGGAAAGUCGUAUACUAAAGAUGACGUGUUGAAGUCUUGCAAAGAUCGUUUGCUUCUUGUAAAAGAGAAAUUAAAGAAAAGAAGAAGUAGUUUAUUGAUAAAUGCUUCAGUCAGUCCACCUGGUAUAAGUUCAAAAGGUUACAUGCCGUUUCGUGAGCCACUGAUUGACAGUGAGCAGUAUAUACCAUCAGAAAGUCAGAGGAAUAUUGAAAACUCGAGGAGCAUUGAAUUUGUUGAAAAUGUUAAAGAGAAACAUGUCAUCACAUCUAGUGUAGUCUCCCUCACUAACUCACUAGUGUGACAAAUAAUAGUUUAGGUAACAAUUUAUAAUUAUUUUUUGUGAAUUUGGUGUGUGUUUUAUUUCUUUUAA